AUGCCUUACUUCAGACUCCAGCUCGUGCGUUCCGCUAUUGGCUUGCCAGCCAAGACCACUAGAGUCCUGAAGUCACUCGGCUUGAGAAAGCGUAUGUCCAUCGCAUACAAACCCGUCUCCAGUGCCGCCGUUGGUGCGAUCUUGAAGGUGAAGGAGUUGGUGACGGUCGAGGAGGCGGAGAGGCCGAUGACGAUUCAGGAGAUUAGGAAGGCGAGGAGUCCGCCGAAGGGGUAUGAGGUUGAGGAAGUUGCGCAGUGGAAAUAA
Molecule: messenger RNA, 264 nt
Organism: Saitoella complicata NRRL Y-17804
Lineage: Eukaryota; Fungi; Ascomycota; Saitoellomycetes; Saitoellales; Saitoellaceae
Product: putative 50S ribosomal protein L30
Exons: 2
Coding region: 1-264 (87 amino acids)
Biological process (GO): translation
Cellular component (GO): large ribosomal subunit; mitochondrion
Molecular function (GO): structural constituent of ribosome
Source: RefSeq, a predicted model, not a curated record